UGACGCAGCGGAUUACUACACAGUGCGUGUCUGCGCGAGGACAGUGAGAGCGAGAGGGGGCAACGGUUCAUGGUGUAACAUGGGAUUACUAUCAAAUCUGUCACGUGGUUUGGUGCGUGGAGCUGACCGGACAGCAGAACUCACAAGCAAGCGUGGACCCCGCAGCUUCUACAAAUCGCGCGGAGCCAAACCAGCAGGGGUAUUUACUUCCAGUGGCAAAUUUAUCAAAAUCAGGAAAAUGGUGCCUGAGUUCGUAGUCCCUAAUUUAGAAGGUUUUAAACUAAAACCCUAUGUGUCUUACAAAGCACCAGAAGGAACAGAACAACCUCUGACAGCCAAGACACUCUUUACGGAAACCAUUGCUCCACAAAUAGAGAAGGACUUUCAGGAAGGGAAGUUUGACCUGAACAAUCUUGAAAAAUAUGGCUUUGAGCCAUCACAAGAGGGCAAGCUCUUCCAACUAUUUCCAAAAAAUUAUGUACGUUGAUAAGAAUUGGAUUAUUUCCUACACUGAUUUUUGAGAGAAAUAGAAAAUAGUAGCCAUGUAUGAUAGUAUCUCACUAAAACUACACCUAUGCUGGCUAUUACUCAAGUAAUUAUAGUUUACUGGACUGGAAUAUUGAAAGAGAAGAAAUGUCAAGUCCAGUGUUUACAUCCAGACAUGUGGUGUGUGGUUUUAUAUUACUAAUUAAACCUUGUCUUUCAUUA
Molecule: messenger RNA, 708 nt
Organism: Hemiscyllium ocellatum (epaulette shark)
Lineage: Eukaryota; Metazoa; Chordata; Chondrichthyes; Orectolobiformes; Hemiscylliidae
Gene: mrpl41
Product: mitochondrial ribosomal protein L41
Exons: 2
Coding region: 80-487 (135 amino acids)
Biological process (GO): translation
Cellular component (GO): mitochondrial large ribosomal subunit
Molecular function (GO): structural constituent of ribosome
Source: RefSeq, a predicted model, not a curated record